AUGGAAGCAUUUUCUUGUCGUCCAAACGCAUUCUCCUUUUUUUCAUCUUUUAUCUCUCGCAAAACGAAAUCCUUUCUUCCAUUGACCUGUUUGAGCUUCAAGCUCAGAGAAAAAGCUAAUCAUAGGUUACAUGGGUGUGCUAAACUGGAAACACGUUUAGUGAAGCAGAUGGGAAGAGAAUUGGAGGCUGAGAUGAACUCAGGAGGGGAAGAAUGGAUGAUAGAAUUGGGAAAGUUGAGAGAGAGAUGCAAGGAAAUGAGGGGGAUGGUGGAACUAUUGGAGUGCUUGGAGAGAGAAGCAAUCAUGGGUGAGGAUGAGGGUAGAGACGCCAUUGAUUACAACAGAAGAGCUCGGAUCUUUGACAAGAGUUCUAAAGUUUUCCAGGCUCUCAAGGAACGUUCCACACCUUCUCAAUAA
Molecule: messenger RNA, 417 nt
Organism: Hevea brasiliensis (rubber tree)
Lineage: Eukaryota; Viridiplantae; Streptophyta; Magnoliopsida; Malpighiales; Euphorbiaceae
Exons: 1
Coding region: 1-417 (138 amino acids)
Source: RefSeq, a predicted model, not a curated record